Molecule: messenger RNA, 2063 nt
Organism: Durotheca rogersii
Lineage: Eukaryota; Fungi; Ascomycota; Sordariomycetes; Xylariales; Xylariaceae
Product: transferase family protein
Exons: 1
Coding region: 207-1868 (553 amino acids)
Biological process (GO): secondary metabolite biosynthetic process
Molecular function (GO): acyltransferase activity, transferring groups other than amino-acyl groups
Source: RefSeq, a predicted model, not a curated record
CAUUUACUGAGCGAAUAUUUGACCUUUACGGCAGACAAUUUAGGUACCGGUAGAGUGUCGGUUUGUAGCAACGAAGUAUACCUGGCCACACGUCACGCAUCGAAAUCUAUGGCCAAAAAUGAAGCGCAACGACCCUCAGGGAUCCAUCAACAGGAGAAGAUCGUAGCAUACCUACACCCGAGGCUCAUACAUAGGAGCCCAACGCCAUGGGCGAGUCCCCGUGCCGUGUGAGGCACACGCGGCGGGUAUUCCCGACCAGAGCCGCAGACCAGCCAACGACCACCAAACUGUCCAUCCUCGAUGCCUCCGUCGCGCGCUUCGCGACCUGCGGCGCGAUCUGGCUGUACGACGCGGCGCCGGGGGCCGACGCGCGCGACCCGGCCGUGUUCUCACGGCUCGAGGAGGCGCUACGGCAGACCCUCGACGACUACCCCCACUACGCGGGGCAGCUCCGGUGGGCGACCGCGGAGCUGGCCGCCGGCGACGCGAACCCACGGCACGUAGGCCGGCCCGUUGUCGUGUACGGCGCGGCCGGGGACCCCGGCGUCGAGCUGGUGCUCGCGGAACACGCCCGAGAGCUGAGCGCCGUCGCGCCGAGCCGGGCGGAGCGUCUCGCGGCGAAGCAGAUCUGGCGCGCGACGGACUUCCCCCAGGAGGACCUGCUGCCCGCGACGAAGCUCGCUUUCGCCGACCUGGCAGAGUACGAAGGGCGGCCGGGCGUCGCCGUCCAAUUGACGGUGUUCAAGUGCGGCGGGUUUGCGGUGAGCAUCAACCUCGCCCACUGUUUGUCCGACGCGGUGUGCCUCAUGCACUUCGCCCAUUCCUGGGCGGCGCGGUCACGACUCCUUUUCGCGGAACACCAACCCCCUUCGCCUCGGCUCGACGAAGGCGUCGGCUUACCGUCCCUCUUCGAUCCUUCGCAGCUCGACCAGCACGCCAAUCUGACAGCGCCGGCGGCUGUGCCCGAUCCGGAGAAAGUCGCUAAAGCUAGGGCCUUGCCUAUGCAUCGGUACGACUGGUGGGCCGAAGACGCGCCCGGAUAUCCUAGCUGGGCGGCGGCAACAACAGCGGCGACGAAGCCCCCGGCCGACGAGCUGGCCCGCCAGGAGCUCACCCCGUCGACCUUCCCGCCGUGGCCGACGUGGGACAUGGGUGCCCCCGUGGAACACGUUCAAAUCCGGUUCACGGCGGCAGCGAUCGCGAGCAUGAAGCGGGCCGCCGAAGCGAGUCUUCCAGAGCCCCUGGCCGCGGAGCCCAUCUCGCGCCUCGACGCCGUACUCGCGCACGUAUGGAUCCUGAUCAACCGGGCGCGACAACUCGCAGACGUCGGGGAGGCCGUGUACCUGGACGUGACGCUGGGGCUACGCGGGCGCGUCGCGCCGGCGCUGCCGGCGUCCUUCGUCGGGUCGCCGAUCCUGCUAGCGUACGUGGCCGAGACGGGGGCGGCGGUGUGCGCGGCGACGCUGGGCGCCGUCGCGGGGCGCAUCCGAGCGACGACCGCGCUGUUCACGCCCGCGGCGGUCGCUGCGCAUCUCCACGACGCGGCGCACGAGGCCAGCCCGCAGCGCCUGUGGCAGGCGUUCCUCGGCUCGCGGCACACGCUGGUCACGUCGUGGGUGCGCGCGCGCGCGUACGAGGUCGACUUCGUUGGCGGCGGUGUCGGGGACCCGCAGCGGCGCCUGGCUAGGUACGUUCAGGGCGUCAUGCCGCGCAUGGACGGCCUCGUUCAGGUCAUGGACGUCGCGGACACGGGGGACUUUGACGUCAGCGUGUGUCUGCAGCGGGAGACGAUGCGCCGGCUAAUUCGAGACCCGGUGCUCACGGCUUACGGGGUGUUGACGAUGGACAAGAGGAUAAACGACUGGUAGGCGGGAAACACUUAGUAGAUCAAACAGCUGAAAAUAUCGCCCUCUAACCUAGGCGAAUCGUUAUAACUUCGUAAUCGAUCCCUAAGGAUAAAGGGAAGUUAGUUAGAUUCUCUGAUCCUGUGGUAAAACGGGAGGCAGAACCUAUCAAAAUGAGCAGCGUCCCCGAAUAUACCUUUCAACCCUACUAGACCGUCC